GUGUGCACAGAUUUGAUUUUUAAUCAGGACACAACUGUUUUAUUUUUUUGAUUUAUAACCCCAUCCAAACUUCUGCAAAAGUCAUUUGAAUUCCAAUAUUAUAUGCAAUGUCAAAUAUUCCUGCCACAAAUGUAACUAACCCCUUGCCCGAUGAAGGAUUGGUGAGGGUAAUUAUACUUUCCACUCUCUCCACUGUUCCUGCUUGUGUGUUUCUCUUCAUAAAUGGCACCAUGUUGUUUACUUUGAGGAGUAAACCGGUGUUUCGGGAGACUUGCCGUUUUAUUCUCCUCUUUAAUCUCCUUCUUGCAGACACUCUUCAGUUGGCACAGAGUCAGCUUCAUCUUUUGUUCUCUGCUUGCAGCGUUAAGCUUGCGUAUUCUAUAUGCAUUGCUCUCAACAUGAUUGUGAAUCUUACAACUGGGAUUUCUCCUCUCACUCUGGUGUUGAUGCCGUUGGAGCAGUAUGUGGCUGUGUGUUACCCACUGAGGCACGCUUCCAUCAUCACAGUCAGAAACACAGCAGCUGCAGUCAUUGCCGUUUGGGCCGUCAGUUCAUUCAACAACCUGACUCGAGUUUUGCUAUUUUUGAAGUUUCCUUUUGAAAAGAUUAAGCCGACGGAUGUCUGUGCUAAUGUCUCUGUUCUGCUCGCGCCUCUGACAGCAGAAUACGACAGAGCGUACACUUGUGUGUUGUUUGUAUCUGCAGGUGUGGCUGUCACUUCCUCCUAUGUGGGGGUGAUAGUAGCUGCCAAGUCGGCGUCCACAGACAAAGCUUUAGCUCGUAAGGCUCGUCACACUCUGCUGCUGCAUCUGGUGCAGCUGGGACUCAGUCUGUCUUCCACCAUCAACAACCCUGUCAUCAUUGCCCUGUCAAAACUGUUAACGAGGAUGGCAUUUUUAUGGAUUCAGGGUAUUUUCUAUAUAUUGUUCAUUUUGUUUCCCAGAUGUAUGACCUCUCUGAUUUAUGGUCUAAGAGAUCAGACCGUCAGACCUGUUCUCCUGUACCAUCUGAGCUGUCACUUUAAAAUCAGUGUCAGAGGGUAA
Molecule: messenger RNA, 1043 nt
Organism: Oryzias melastigma (Indian medaka)
Lineage: Eukaryota; Metazoa; Chordata; Actinopteri; Beloniformes; Adrianichthyidae
Product: odorant receptor 131-2-like
Exons: 1
Coding region: 108-1043 (311 amino acids)
Biological process (GO): G protein-coupled receptor signaling pathway
Cellular component (GO): membrane
Molecular function (GO): G protein-coupled receptor activity
Source: RefSeq, a predicted model, not a curated record